Molecule: messenger RNA, 3085 nt
Organism: Electrophorus electricus (electric eel)
Lineage: Eukaryota; Metazoa; Chordata; Actinopteri; Gymnotiformes; Gymnotidae
Gene: spryd3
Product: SPRY domain containing 3
Molecular function (GO): protein binding
Source: RefSeq, a predicted model, not a curated record
CUUACACACUUUUUGUUUUACAAGGUAAGCUAGUUUAGCUAGCUAGCUAAUGGAGUCCCAACCUAGAAGUAAACACAAGUGGCCUUAGAAUAUCACAGUAUCUCGCCUACAGACGUGAGUACGAUGGAUGACAUCAAUUUACACUACAGGUUCCUUAACUGGCGGCGUAGGAUCAGAGAAAUCAGGGAAGUGCGUGCAGUACGUUAUCAGGAACGUUACAAACGCAUGCUGAAGGAUGGAGACACGCUGAGUUACCAAGGGAACUCUGAUGAAGUUGGCUGCUAUGUGGCUCCACGGCCCUUGUCGAAGGGAAACUGCUACUUUGAGGUGACCAUAAUGGACACGGGCGUCAGGGGUACAAUCGCCGUGGGCCUGGUGCCUCAGUACUACAAGCUGGACCACCAGCCGGGCUGGUUGCCACACUCCAUUGCAUACCAUGCAGACGACGGGAAACUUUAUAACGGCAACCCCGUUGGCCAACAGUUCGGCCCCAAGUGUAACCGUGGCGAUCGGAUAGGCUGUGGAAUCUAUGCAGAUGCUUUCGAUGCCGGACUCACGACUGUUUUUUUCACCAAGAACAGCAAAGAGGUGGGCUCGGUAGUGGUGCCAGUGGCUCCGGACGGCCUCUUCCCCGCUAUCGGUAUGCACUCCCUGGGGGAGGAGGUUCGGCUGGACCUGCAGGCAGAGUGGGGCAGGGAGGAGGAGGACAGCGUCAUGAUGGUGGACAGUCACGAGGACGAGUGGGGACGCCUGUACGAUGUGUGCGUCAGCGGAGCGCUGCUGGAGUACGUGGGGAAGGGAAAGAGCAUCAUGGACGUGGGCCUGGCCCAGGCCCGCCAGCCGCUCUGCACGCAGAGCCACUACUUUGAGGUGGAGAUUGUGGACCCCGGAGAGAAGUGCUACAUUGCCUUGGGCCUUGCUCGUAGAGACUACCCUAAGAACAGACACCCAGGCUGGAGCAGAGGCUCAGUAGCUUAUCAUGCAGACGACGGGAAGAUCUUCCAUGGUAGCGGGGUUGGCGACCCGUUUGGCCCACGCUGCUUCGAAGGCGACAUCAUGGGCUGUGGGAUCAUGUUCCCCCGCGACUACGAAGAUGAGGUGGACGACGGCGAGACACUGGACGAGCACCCCAAGCAGGGCCGCGUCCAGAACGUACUGUACCUGAACGAUGAGGAUGAGGAGGAGGAAGGAGAUGACGCAGACCAAGAGCAGGAGGGGAGGAAAGUUACGGUGUUCUUCACCCGCAAUGGGAAGAUCAUUGGGAGGAGGGAGGUGGCAGUGCCAGCCGGAGGAUUCUACCCCACCGUCGGCAUGCUCAGCAGCGGGGAGAAGGUCAAGGUGGACCUCCACCCUCUCAGCGGCUGACGAGCAGCAGGCACGGCCAAUCCACUGGCAGCACCUCUGUGUUUUGAGCCAAUCCACUGGCUUGGGCUGUCUGUCACUCAGAGCAUAAUCGCAUGGUUGGAGCAGACACAGCUAAAAGGGAAUUGCAACAGUUUCAUUUUACACAAAUGGAGAUCAUCAUAUAUCUGUAAUUUUGGUUUGGUGUUUAAUUAUUAUUAUUUUUUUAUUCAUGUAUGCAAACAGACACUGUAGAAAAACGGUUUCCCAUAUGCCAUGGCCCGUAAAAAGCAGCAGUGCAUGAUGACUGCUCACACAGGCAACAAAUAUCUCUUACUGUCUUUUUCUGUAAUAUUUCUGUGUCAUCUGAAUUCCCUUCAGGGAUAGAGCUUUAUUUUUCUUGUUUAUUUGUCUUUGUUUAAUGUUCUGCGUGGAAACCAUAUCAAAGUAAAUGUUGGUCCUCAUAUGAAAUAAUUUGACUAAUGAGAGAAUUAAUAGAUUGUAUGAAGAAAGAUAUUCUGUAUAUAUAAAAACAAACAAACCAGAUCAUAUGUAACUAUAUAUUUUUAACGUGCUUGUAUAUAAUGUACAUUUAUAUAUGGGCUGCUAUACAAAAUAUGCCACAGCAAGUAACAAAGAUUCAAUUCAGGAAACGGCUGAAUGAAUGACAGGGGUGAAUGGGCAGGGGGUGGCAUUUGGGUUUAAAAUAGCAGCCGUUCAGGGGGCAGCCACGUCUCCGAGCAUCGCAGUCACUGUGCCAUUCACUCUGCCACGGCCUCCCCUCCCCAACCCCCUGGAACCUCCAGCGGAAGACCUUUCUGUGCUGGGUGGGUUUUUUGGUGUUUUUUGGUUUGGUUUUUUUUGCUCUUUGUUCUUCCUGUGCUUUUUUUUUUUUGUGCUUUAUUUCUAAAUGUCAGAGUUAAUCAGGUGCCACUUUGCCUUCACUUCAGGCUGGAAACAAGGGUUUGGGCAGCAUCUGGGCGGUUAGGGGUGCGGGAGGGGGUUUAUGCCGGGCGGGGCAAGGUGGGGGUAGUCAGCCGUUGAGAACAGUUGAGAGUUGGGAGAUAGCCACACGUUUAGAGUCUUUAUGUUAAAGGCUGGUAUUUUAAUAAAUGUAUGCAACUCAGUACAAAUGGUCAGAUAUUGUCAGUUCUGAAAUGGUUUUAGUUGGUAGUCUUAAGCUCUUGCCUCAGGUUAUGCACAGCGUUUGUUGAUUUGUCUUGGUCUCUUUCUCUCUCUGUGUGUCUGUGUGUGUGUGCAUCUGAGUGUCUGUCUGUGUGGUCCUGUCCAUGUCACACUUCAGUUUGUCAAAAAUCUGAAGAUGUUCUUUGCCAAUGUUUGCUUCACCAUAAGCUCGUCCACUCUACUAAUGCCACAAGCACUUUAGAGCAAAUUGAUAUGAAUCUCUCUCACACACACAAAAAGGAUGUUGGAGCAGUGUUUGUGCUGGUAUUGGCAUACUCAGCUCCUCCCAUCUGGACCGACUCCAUUUUCUACACCUUUAGAACCAAUCAGAAAUCUUUACACAGUAAUAAUAUCGGUAUAGUUUAUCUCUUUUAGUAAUAUUGUCGUUUGUCUUUUUCAUGUCAUUUAAGUCACAAAAAAUUAUAUAUUUUUUCAUGUUACAUGCCAAAAUUUUCAGUUUGUCAGAUUCAGUGUAAUUACCCCAACCUUCACCAAAAAGGAAUUGUUACCUGUAUAUGAAUUGAAGGAUUACAUUAAAAUUCAAAAUACUGUUUUCUCA